This is a messenger RNA of Pocillopora verrucosa, 1848 nucleotides long. RefSeq lists its product as uncharacterized. Lineage: Eukaryota; Metazoa; Cnidaria; Anthozoa; Scleractinia; Pocilloporidae. The record is from RefSeq and is a predicted model, not a curated record. Gene Ontology annotation, molecular function: calcium ion binding; signaling receptor activity.
CAUUUUAUUCGACGACCCACUGAGCUUUUGUUUCCCCACGCAACGUAAGCCAGUCGUACCAGUGGAAAACACGAAUGGCGCUGUCAUGUCGCGCUGUACGGCUCACGGAUUUCGCAUCUUUUUCGCUUCUGCCGUUGUUUUCUACGCCUUUUGCAGGGUUCAAGGAAACGUUUGUCCAAAACGUUGGUCGUAUUUAGCGGGCUACUGCUAUUUCUUCUCCAACAGUACUGCUACUUGGUCCAACGCUCGGCAACGCUGUAUAGAGACUGGGGCAGAUCUCGUGAAAGUAACUUCGGACGAGCAAAACGCUUUUGUCGCUUCACGUUAUUCGAGCUCACGUUGCUUGACGGAAGGAACCUGGAUAGGACUCCGUCGAAAUCCCAAGAAUUUGUCCCAAUGGGUGUGGCGGGAUGAUUUCAAUGUGAAGCCUCAGUACACAAAAUGGCACAGGAAGGAGCCAAUGAACGAACGUUUAGACAAAAACUGCACAGAAAUACACCCGAGUAAAAGUAUAUACUGGUAUGGAAGAGAGUGCUCUGCUCGAGGAUGCUAUAUUUGCGUAAAAGAUGCCAACGAGUGUAACAAUAAUAAUAUCUGUAGCGGCCAACGUUGUGCCAAUGUCCCUGGAAGUUAUAAAUGUUCUUGCGGGACAGGCUAUACAGCGACCAAAGAAAAACGAAAAUGUCAAGACAUUGACGAGUGUAAAGAUGAAAAUGGUGGAUGCCCUCAUUUCUGUGUUAAUACUCCUGGAAGUUACAUUUGUCAUUGUAGAGAUGGAUACGUGACUGAGAAUAAUGGCACAGUUUGUAGACCACCAGAAUUUUCGACGGCUAGAACCGAAAUUAAAAGUAGAGAAGAGACUAGAAUUACAAGCACAAAGGACACGAAUGACACAAAGCUAUUUACCAAGCCUCCUGCUGCUAAACCACCUGAUCCAGGAAUAGAACCCGAAAAACCUUCGCCAUUAACAAAGUUUGGAGUUCUAUUCACCAUGGCAAUCCCUCUAUGUUUCAUUGUAUGUUUCCUCGUCCUGUGUUAUAUCAAGGGACCUGGAAAGGAAAAGAAGGAGGGUGGAAUAUCAGGACGCCUGAUAGAGUCAGUGUCGCCCUUUUUAGACACUGCUUUUAUGGAGCCCUCGGAGAAAAAUGGGAAAUCAAAGAGGUCGACCGGUGUAUCAUUAUCCGAAGAAGAGCCUAUGGUAUAGAUGACGAUGUCAAAAAAACAUCAACGUGAAUGCUGUCAUGGAAGGACCUCUUUCACCUCAGGAAGUACAUCAUUAAGACUUUAACGUAUGAUGGAGAAUACUCGUACAAGCUCAGACAGACACAAACAUUAUAUUGUGAUGUUGGGAUAGGAGAAAAUUUUUUGUAAGGUUGAGUAGUAGUAAUAACGUCAUGAGCUACGAUUCGCCUUUAAAAGGUGUUAAUUUAUCAUUUUUUUCGCAAAAACCAAGAAAAGAAAAGAAAAGACAGAGAGACGAAGUAAAACCGUAAUCCACACUUCCAAUCACAUUUUUGGGACCCUGAUCUCCGUCUCAAAGUUAUUCUGUGAGAAACUAUUCACAUACUGGCAAUGGACAACCUUUAAAGGGGGGAGGGGAGGGAGAGCAGGAAGGGUGAGAGAACUGCGCCAGUGGUGUUCCAAAAGAGUUGUCACUGCCAGUAUGUGUGACAAUGAUAUGACUACUUAAUUUGAAAUGCUGGCAUUCUCUAACUGGGUUAAGAUGGAAAAAAUGGCAACAUCAAGCAAAUAUCAAAUACUUACUGUUCCUUUUGGGUAUUUUAUUGCAAUUAUGUGUACAACACUCAAAUAAGAGAUAAGCUAUAUGGAUGGAUAAAAAAAAAACAA